AUGCAGAAACACACCCCAUCUGUCCUUAUAACCGGUUGUGGAAAAGGUGGAAUCGGACAUGCUCUUGCUGUCGAGUUCCAGAACCAGGGCUUUUUGGUUUUCACAACCUUGUUAGCUCACGAGCCCCGGGACCAUCUUACCGGUAUCGGGAUUACAGCGCUUAGCGCUGACGUGACGAACGACGAUGAUAUUCGGUCGUUGCGAGAGUCCAUUUCCGACAAGACGGGCGGUCGAUUGGAUAUACUGGUAAACAAUGCAAAUAUAGGCUACACCAUGACCGGAAUAGACACGGAUGUGAAAGAGGUCGAGAAGAUGUUUGGUGUGAAUGUCUUCGGCCCAAUGAGGAUGGUGCAUAUUUUCCACCCGCUGCUUAUUCGCGCACAGGGGAAAAUAGUCAAUAUUGGGAGUGUUGGGGGGAUUGUGCCCUAUGUUUACGGGUCAAGCUACAAUGCGACGAAGGCAGCGCUGCAUCAUUGGGGAAAUACACUGAGGGUUGAGUUGAAGCCGCUUGGCGUCGAGGUGGUCAAUAUCAUUUCUGGUGAAAUAAGUACCAACAUCCUAAAGCGCGACCAGAGUCGGCGAUUACCUGAUGAUUCAUUCUAUCGGCCUCUCGCACGGGAAUUUGAGAAUCAUGAAGAAACUACAACGCCCCAUGAGUAUGCGAUGUCCGUUGUGGCGGAAGUGACAAAACGAAAUCCGCGGAUUUGGUUCUGGACCGGAGCUACUUCUAGUCUGGUCUGGUUUGGAGACACGUUUUUACCAAGAUGGAUAUGGUGUGAUGAGAACGAAUACACCGUCUAG
Molecule: messenger RNA, 801 nt
Organism: Penicillium coprophilum
Lineage: Eukaryota; Fungi; Ascomycota; Eurotiomycetes; Eurotiales; Aspergillaceae
Product: SDR family oxidoreductase
Exons: 8
Coding region: 1-801 (266 amino acids)
Biological process (GO): phosphatidic acid biosynthetic process; triglyceride catabolic process
Cellular component (GO): endoplasmic reticulum; lipid droplet
Molecular function (GO): acylglycerone-phosphate reductase (NADP+) activity; triacylglycerol lipase activity
Source: RefSeq, a predicted model, not a curated record